Molecule: messenger RNA, 1260 nt
Organism: Acaromyces ingoldii
Lineage: Eukaryota; Fungi; Basidiomycota; Exobasidiomycetes; Exobasidiales; Cryptobasidiaceae
Exons: 4
Coding region: 203-1213 (336 amino acids)
Biological process (GO): mitochondrial respiratory chain complex IV assembly
Cellular component (GO): mitochondrion; membrane
Source: RefSeq, a predicted model, not a curated record
AAGAGAUGUUGUGAGGAUUUGAGCUAUGUGUCUUUGACAGUAGUCACUGCUCAUAGUGUAGAGCUGUAGAGUGGUAGCGAAAGGCACAGUCGACUGGGACGCGAGAUGGAGGAGGGGUCUCGUCGGGACUCGGGCUAAAGAUUUGUCAACCUUGGCUCUUUUUGUGGAAAUCACCUUGCCAUUCACGCCGUGCGCCGAAAGAAUGCUGGCUCCCGGUCUAGCUCCGCGCGUUCGGUUUGGCUUGCAGGGCAGCAUCGCAAGAAGCCAGACGAUCGCUCUUCGCCCACCGCCCCAUCUAAUUUUGCGACAUUAUGUAUCUUCUGCGAGCCAACCCUCAGCUUCUGCCUCUGCGCCGCCAAAGUGGUACCAGAGACCCUUGACGCUCCUCCUCGCAUUCGUUCCGGUCUUCACCUUUGGCCUUGGCGUGUGGCAGAUCAAGCGGUUACGAUGGAAGCUCGAUCUGAUCGAUGAGCUCGAAGACAAGCUCAAGCGCGAACCCUUGGAGCUACCGCGGAACGUCGACCUUGACGUGCUCUUAGGUCACUAUACGAAUCGGCUCUUCAACAUUCACGGCAAGUUCCCUGCGCCUGACGCGUCCAAUAGCAUCUUCCUCGGGCCGAGGGUGCGAGAAGGUCAGAUGGGCUACCACGUCGUCCAGCCGCUCUCGCGCCGCUCUGGCGGAGCAGACGUCGUCGUCGAUCGAGGCUUCGUCGCCAAGGACAAGAUCCUCAACUCAUCGUCCAACGACGUCUCGCAGUGGAAACUAUCGGAUACAUCAGCAGGGACCUCGACGGGCCCGCAUCUGCUUCUACUCCCCCGCGAGAAGCAGCGGAACUCCUUCACGCCCCAAAAUGACCCGUCGAAGCACAUUUGGUACUUUGCCGACGUGAGGGAGCUCAAGUCAUUCUUCGAAGGCGGGUCUCGCCCGGCAGAGGAAGGAGAGGAUGACUUCACGCCCUCGGCUGGCGUCGGACGUAGCGUAAAGGAAAUGUUGGGGCUGGAAAAGAACGAGGUCAUGCCAGUUCUCAUGGAGGAGAUCUUUGAGGGCAACGCAUACGAAGCGUCGCAGUUGCUGGAAAAGGGACAACCUAUUGGAAGGCCGGCGACCGUCGAGCUGCGUAACCAGCAUGCCGUCUAUGCCGCCACCUGGUUCUCCCUCUCUGGCGCAACGAGCGUGAUGCUAGCGCUCCUCCUUCGUAAAGGUCCUCGUUAACUUAACUGCAGCAUCACAAAGCAAAAUAAUGAGACAAUUACAAUUAU